Molecule: messenger RNA, 1917 nt
Organism: Gastrolobium bilobum
Lineage: Eukaryota; Viridiplantae; Streptophyta; Magnoliopsida; Fabales; Fabaceae
Product: dnaJ protein P58IPK homolog
Exons: 9
Coding region: 85-1560 (491 amino acids)
Cellular component (GO): endoplasmic reticulum lumen
Molecular function (GO): protein binding
Source: RefSeq, a predicted model, not a curated record
CUGGCUAUCAGUGCCCUCGAGUUCUUCCUCUGCGAAUGCGACGAUAACAGAAAAAAGGAAUUGAAACAAUAGAGGAAGAUCCCAAUGGGUAGUCUUAUCGGUUUCUCGUUGCUCAACAUGGAUUCGGUGGCGUGCAGGGGAUUGCUCUACACAUUCUUCAUACUCAAUUUUGUUUUGGUCUGCCAACUCAUUCUCCUUCAACCUCUUGUUUCUGCUUCAGGUGGAAAAUCUGGAAAUGCUGCUGAAUUGUUUGAGAGGGCAUCACAAAGUAUAAAAGUGAAACAUUAUACUGAGGCACUUGAUGAUCUGAAUGCUGCUAUAGAAGCAGAUCCAACCCUUUCAGAAGCUUACCUUUACCGUGCAUCAGUUCUUCGUCAGUUAUGUAGAUAUGAGCAAUCUGAAAGGAGCUACAAAAAGUUUCUGGAGUUAAAACCUGGAGAUUCAGCUGCAGAAAAGGAGCUCUCUCAGCUGUUGCAGGCUCAAAGUUCCCUAGAAACAGCUCAGUCCCUCUAUGAUUUGGGAAACUUCGCAAAAUCUCUGGAAUAUAUUGACAAAGUUGUUCUUGUUUUUUCUCCAGCAUGCACUAAGGCUAAGCUUCUUAAAGUGAAGUUGUUGAUAGCUGAUAAAGAGUAUGAGAGUGCCAUUGCUGAGUCUGGGUUUAUGCUCAAGGAAGAUGAAAAUAAUUUAGAGGCAUUGUUGUUACGUGGUCGUGCAUAUUACUAUUUAGCUGAUCAUGAUGUUGCCACGAGGCAUUUCCAGAAAGGUCUCCGCCUAGAUCCAGAGCACAGUGAGCUGAAAAAAGCAUAUUUCGGAUUGAAAAAUCUACUCAAAAAGAGUAAAAGUGCUGAAGAUAAUGCCAGCAAGGGUAAGCUACGAGUGGCAGUGGAGGAAUUCAAAAGUGCACUGGCUGUUGACCCUAACCAUCUAGCACAUAAUGUACAUCUUCAUCUUGGCUUAUGUAAAGUGCUAGUCAAGCUUGGCAGAGGAAAAGACGCCUUGAACAGUUGUAGUGAAGCUCUUAAGAUCAACGAGGAGCUGAUUGAAGCACUCGUUCAGAGGGGAGAAGCUAAACUCAUAACAGAGGAUUGGGAGGGAGCUGUGGAGGAUCUGAAAUCAGCUGCUCAAAAAUCUCCUCAGGAUAUGAAUAUCCGCGAAGCAUUAAUGAGGGCUGAAAAAGCUUUAAAGAUGAGCAAACGCAAGGAUUACUACAAAAUUUUGGGAAUUUCAAAAACUUCUUCCGCUGCUGAUAUAAAACGUGCCUACAAGAAGCUUGCCUUACAAUGGCACCCAGAUAAGAAUGUUGACAAUAGGGAAGAAGCAGAGGCUAAAUUCCGAGAAAUUGCUGCUGCAUAUGAGGUUCUCAGUGAUGAAGACAAACGCACAAGGUAUGACAGAGGGGAGGACCUAGAAGAAACGGGAAUGGGUGGCGGCGGCGGCGGCGGCGGAGGUUUCAACCCCUUUGGUGGUGGAGGGCAGCAGUAUACCUUCUCUUUUGAAGGUGGCUUCCCUGGUGGUGGAUUUGGAGGUGGCUUUCCUGGCGGGUAUGAAUUUCAUUUUUAAUGGGUGAAGAUUGGAAAAGCCGUACUACUGAUGUUUUUCUUAAGCGAAAGUUACAGACUUUCUUGAUUUCUUGAAAGGGACCACACCAAUAAUAUUGACUAAUCACUUGCUAACGGUUGUUGAGGUAAAUACGUAGGCCAUCCCACAAAUGCUUGUAAGAUAAGAAAUGUGCUUCAGAGGAAACUUUUUGCUUUGUGCAAAAGUGAUGGGGUGGGUGUUAGUUAAGGAGGGCACAUUUUGAUGUAGCCACAUUUGGGUUUAUGUGGUGGUUGUCAUUAUGUAACGAUGACUUUAAAUUCCAGGCAACCAUAAUACUUUUUGACAUAUUUAAGUCAAUUCAAUUGCUUCACAAUUAAU